Messenger RNA from Bacillus rossius redtenbacheri, 872 nucleotides. RefSeq names its product endocuticle structural glycoprotein SgAbd-4-like. Gene Ontology annotation, molecular function: structural constituent of chitin-based larval cuticle. Gene Ontology annotation, cellular component: chitin-based extracellular matrix. The record is from RefSeq and is a predicted model, not a curated record. NCBI's taxonomy places the organism in Eukaryota, Metazoa, Arthropoda, Insecta, Phasmatodea, Bacillidae. Bases 336 to 662 code for a protein of 108 amino acids. The transcript is spliced from 3 exons.
GCCUCUUCGUUCCGCGUCGCCCCCGGAGACGCUGACGCUAAAUAUAUCCGCGUGGGCGCCUCCCGAAGGCACCUGCGUCGAAACAGGUUCCUCCUGGUACAUCGCAAGUGGUCGUCGCCGGGAGAGAGGGGAUUGCAGGAGGUUGCUGAAGAUGGGGACCUAGACCUGCUUGGCAUACCUCCCUCUCCCCCCUCCCGGCACUCUUCGUCCAGCCACACACCUCCCCCUGGUGGGUCCGCGGCUGUAUAAAUACUCCCGCCUGUCGCCCGACAGACGCACUCGACUCCUGCACGCUAUACCUCGAGGAUUACCGCGCGCUCUCUUCCCCCGACAACAUGCAGGUGGUGCUGACGUGUCUGAUGCUGGUGGCGGCGGCGCUGGCCCUGCCGCAGCAGAGACCAUUGGAGCCCAUCGCCAUCGUCCGACAGGCGUCCGACAUCAGCCCCGAGGGUGCCUACCAGUGGGGGUACGAGACGGCCAACGGCAUCAAGGCCGAGGAGGUGGGGUCGCUGGCCCCCGCCGACAACCCGGAGGACGGCAACGUGGUGUUCGCCGAGGGCAGCUACAGCUACACGGGCGACGACGGGGUGGUCUACACCGUCACCUACAAGGCGGACAAGAACGGCUACCAGGCGAGCGGCGCGCACAUCCCCAAGAAGUGAGCGCACCUCCUGCCCACCGCUGCCGCCCUGAUACCAGCAGAAGUGAGCCGACCUCUUCUUGGACGGCGAAGACGGCCCCUCCCCGAUACCCCUCCCCCCCUCUACAGUCCUGACCCGUCCUGACGAGACCCGUGCCGACAAAGUGUUUAUAUUACGUGUACAUACUUUUUAUACCAUGUAAAACAAAUAAAAUUUUAUUAGUCAUUUCAA